AACUAUGGUAGCGCACAAGUUUGUUGCAGUGAUAGAUGUCCACGUGCAUCAACUAAUUUAACAACAACUGCUCAGGAUUAGGCCUGUGACUUUGUUGACCAUUUUGCACUAAUGUUGUUUUCAAGUUCAAUGACAAGCCAAAUUUGGAAUGCAGUGAUUCAAGAUACAUUUUGUUCAUAUAGAUGGAAUCUCUGUAAGCCUUUGAGAUCUAAUAAUAACAAUGGAUACCACUUUCAUGGCACUUCAACAACUUAUCUAUAUACAGACAGAGGUAGAUCCAGAAGCAAAACUAAGAAGCUCUACAUCCAGCAGGCUUCUGCAGCACUAACAGUUGAUGGUGAAGAUGCAAGUCAGAGGUAUGCAGUGGUGACGGGAGCAAACAAGGGGAUUGGAUUUGAGACAGUGAGGCAACUUGCAAUAUCAGGAGUGACGGUUAUAUUGACCGCCAGAGAUGUCAAGAGAGGUACUGAUGCUGUGGCUUCAUUGGCUUUGCCUAAUGUUGUUUUUCAUCAGCUUGAUGUUCAAGAUGAUAAGAGCAUCCAUUCUUUGGUCAGUUUUAUUUACGAAAGAUUUGGGAGGCUUGAUAUCUUGGUAAACAAUGCAGGCGCUUCUGGUGUGACUGUUGAUGAGGAUGGCCUUAGAGCAAUGAAAAUAGAUCCUAAUUCUUGGCUCUCAGGCCAAGCAAUGAAUGUUGUUCAGGGUGUUGUUAAAACAAGCUACCAUACGGCAAAACAAUGUCUGGACACCAACUACUAUGGGGUGAAGAGAGUUACCGGAGGACUUCUUCCACUGCUAGAGCUUUCCACUUAUGGAGGGAGGAUAGUUAAUGUCUCCUCCCUCCGCAGUGAAUUAAGGAGAAUCCCAAGUGAUGAGAUAAGGAAAGAACUCGGUGACAUUGAAACUCUAACUGAACAAAGAAUUGAUAAGAUAGUUGACAAGUUUUUCCAUGACCUGAAACACGACAUGCUUGAAGCGAAUGGAUGGCCAAUGAUGUUGCCAGCUUAUAGCAUUUCCAAGGCAACUCUGAACGCGUAUACUAGAGUUCUAGCAAAGAAGUAUCCUAAUAUGUGCAUAAACUGUGUCCAUCCAGGUUAUGUUGAUACUGACAUAAAUUGGCACACGGGGACAAUGACUGUGGAACAGGGUGCUAAAGGUUCAGUUAUGCUGGCUCUUCUUCCUGAUGGAGGCCCUAGUGGUUGUUAUUUUGAUCAAACUCAAGUUGCUGAAUUUUGAUUGCAUUUCUUUCAACAUAAGAAUGCUAAUCCCAGUUUUUAAAGAUUAGUUUCUUUAGUAUUUACAGUCGGGAUCUGUUUCGAAUAAGCAUUUUAGUUGUGAAAAUUAGGAUUCAGUGAA
Messenger RNA from Daucus carota subsp. sativus, 1353 nucleotides. Its product is annotated as short-chain dehydrogenase/reductase 2b. Lineage: Eukaryota; Viridiplantae; Streptophyta; Magnoliopsida; Apiales; Apiaceae. The transcript has 5 exons. Gene Ontology annotation, cellular component: membrane. Bases 112 to 1233 code for a protein of 373 amino acids. The record is from RefSeq and is a predicted model, not a curated record.